Orbicella faveolata is the source of this 2876-nucleotide messenger RNA. Its product is annotated as cysteine protease ATG4B-like. Gene Ontology annotation, biological process: protein processing; piecemeal microautophagy of the nucleus; protein delipidation. Gene Ontology annotation, molecular function: protein-phosphatidylethanolamide deconjugating activity; cysteine-type endopeptidase activity. The record is from RefSeq and is a predicted model, not a curated record. Lineage: Eukaryota; Metazoa; Cnidaria; Anthozoa; Scleractinia; Merulinidae. Gene Ontology annotation, cellular component: cytoplasm.
GUUGACCACAAUCCUGCUCUUGGGGAGUGGAAUGAGUAAGUACUUUCCUCUCCAAGCGCGAGGUACUGGAAUCGAAAAUGACGAUGUUUUGUAAACUGAAGAUGUAAAGAAAAUAUGGCGGGUCUAGAAAUGGAUGCUGCUUGUAUUACAUACGAGGCAAUUUCUUUUGAACAAGAUGUAUUUCCGAAAACCAAAGAGCCCGUGUGGAUCCUUGGAAAGCAGUACAUCACUGGCAGAGGAGAGGAUACAGUCAGUAUUCUUAGGGAUAUCAGGUCUAGAUUGUGGUGCACAUACAGAAAAAAUUUCCAAGCAAUUGGCGGCACAGGACCCACGGCUGAUAAUGGAUGGGGUUGCAUGCUGCGAUGUGGACAGAUGAUAUUUGCACAAGCUUUGGUUUGUAGGCAUCUUGGAAGAGAUUGGCAAUGGGAUCCUGAUACAACAAACCCUGUCUACAUGCAGAUUUUGCAGAACUUCCUGGACAAGAAGGACAGUUUAUAUUCUAUCCAUCAGAUAGCUCAGAUGGGUGUAUCUGAAGGCAAACCAGUUGGGAGUUGGUUUGGUCCAAACACCAUUGCACAAGUACUCAAAAAACUAACAUCUUUUGAUGACUGGAGUUCGUUGUGUGUACAUAUUGCCAUGGACAACACAGUCAUAAUUAAUGAUAUCAAAACACUUUGCAAAAGAGAUUCGCCUGUAAAGACUCAUGGGGAGGCAACUUGUUACAGUCGCACAUCAACAGGCAGUGAAAGACGCAGAGGAAAAACUGGACUAGACAUAAGAGAUGAUGUGAAACACAAAAAACAAGCAUGGAGACCUCUCCUACUCUUUAUACCACUUAGAUUAGGACUGUCAGAAAUGAACUCUGUGUAUAAUGAACCAUUCAAGGCCUGUUUCACAUUUAGACAAUCUGUAGGAGUUAUUGGUGGAAAACCCAAUCAUGCAUAUUACUUUAUAGGAUUUUACGGUAAUAAUCUGUUGUAUCUGGACCCUCAUACAACACAGCAGGCUGUGAACCCAGAAAGAAUGAGUCUUAUUCCAGAUGAGAGUUAUCACUGUGUUUAUCCAAGCCGGAUGAACAUUUCAGAUCUGGAUCCAUCAAUAGCUUUGGGAUUUUUCUGUAAAUCUGAAGAGGAGUUUGAUGACCUUUGUACACAGAUUCGCCAACAUAUCCUUUCCGGUCACAGGAGACCCAUGUUCGAGCUGGCUGAUGAAAGACCACCUCACUGGCCUUCAUUAGAAAUACCGCCGAGACCUGGUGACGAGCUUAACUGCAGCCAGCAAUCAGAUUUCACAGAGCUUAACUAUGAGUCCGACGAGCCAAAAGAAUUCGACACAGAUGGGGAAUAUGAAAUUUUGUAGUCUUACAGAUUGCAUUGCAAUAGACAGUGAAUCGAGACUCAUAUAUUUUAUUUUGGGGCAUUUGGGGGAGGGGGUAUGAUGGGCCGUUAAAUCAAACCUGCCUUGUUUUCGUGCUCUGGGAAUGGUAAUAGAGAGUUUAAGUAACCACGACGGCGACGCCAAGGACAACGUCGAUUAAAAACUUAUUUUAAAUCUCGCGGUGCCCUUAAGUCAUUUACUUUGUUCGUCACUGUCAAAACUGUCACGAGACUGAAUCUGGGACACAGCGAUUAAUUUGAAAUAAAAAUUUUAAAAAAAUAGCCGUCGUGGUUCACGUUCUCCAGGUAACGCAGAAUUUGGUCAUUCUACGUUGUUGUUGAGCAGAGGACGGCCAAGAAAUGUACCAAGAAUUAUAAUGCACGUGCACAGCCAUUGUUCUGCUCAUUAAACCUUUCGUUUAACGCCUUUCCCGUUGCUGUGGCCCUCAUGGUUUUCUUUCUGGCUUGGUACCAUAAGUUUCCGUCAUGUUGCUUCGCAACAUGCUAAAAAACCGCGGAACCAGCCUUUUACCGAGAGACGACAGGGAAAAAAAUCGACUCUGAUUAUUUUAAAUCAUAUAUUAUACAAUUCCCUAGACGGCUAUCUCGAUGAAUGGACCACAAAACAGCGUGUUCUCGCGAAUAAUUUGAUUAUUUCACAUGUUAAAAACCACAAAGUUUUAAAAUCGCUCUGAUGGCGAUCCUGUCAAGGUUGUGUACACCUCUUUUACCUGAUUCUUUUUCCGCUUUCAAUACUUUAAAUCUUUAAAACCAUUUUUAAUCAGAACAAAAUAUGACUACCGCCGUUGCUGGUCAUGCGUGUCGCACACGCGUGUGACACGUUUUGACACGCGAAAAGAUGACGAGUUUGCGUGUGAAAAGGUAAUCUUACUUCCUCAGAGAACGGAUCAUCGCUUUCGUUUUAGAGCGGUUUUCACUCAAGUGUCAAAAGUCAUUCGCAUUGGCUUAAAAAAUCUCGCGCCACUUUCUCAACCAAUCAAAAAGUAAAACCAGAACCAGUUGUGACUGGCGCGACACGUUUUCCCGCGCUCUUUGACGGCUACACGUGUUUUUGUUUGCGUUUUGAUUGGUUAACUCAUGCGUCGUUGUAAUUUAUGAUUGGCCAAAGUUAUAACUUCGGUUUUGGUUUUACGACACUCAAUUGAAAACUGCUCUAACAGCAAUUCACAUUUACACACAUGCGGGGUUUGACGUUCUUUCGUUACAAUUCAGUUUUGUUCAGUUAAGUGUUAAUUUUAUCAUUUAACGUUUCUUAAAUAUUGGUAUUACGGGUGGAUUUUUCUUUUUCAUAACUACAUAAUCAGAGAAAGACAAAGGAGAUUGAAAAGAGGAUAGGUGUAUAAAAUGGGAAGUUUAUUAUUGUGAAUGAUUAUGAAGUUGAAUAUAUGUUUUCCCAGCGCUGAGGAAAACGAGUAUUGUAUAUGAACCAGGAGAUAUAUUUUUAAUGUAUAAUUCCAAAUAAAAUAUAAUAAAACUUUG